This is a messenger RNA of Sciurus carolinensis (gray squirrel), 3215 nucleotides long. It is a transcript of the gene Adora2a, whose product is annotated as adenosine A2a receptor. The record is from RefSeq and is a predicted model, not a curated record. Gene Ontology annotation, molecular function: G protein-coupled adenosine receptor activity. NCBI's taxonomy places the organism in Eukaryota, Metazoa, Chordata, Mammalia, Rodentia, Sciuridae. Gene Ontology annotation, biological process: adenylate cyclase-activating G protein-coupled receptor signaling pathway; G protein-coupled adenosine receptor signaling pathway. Gene Ontology annotation, cellular component: membrane.
CCGGGGUCCGAGCUCUGCCCUGCAGCGGCCACAGAAAUGACCCGUGCAGGGACUGUUCCGGCGAGGUCACGUCCUAAGCCCAGUAGGGGGGCGGUGUGCGGAUCCUCUGGGCCUCCCCAAAGCGACCGGAAGGUGCCUUGGGAACCCUGAAGCCAAACUGAGCCAUGACACAGCCAUUGGAGCCCCCAGAGAGGGCCUUGUGUGAGGAGACUUGGAGUUAUCUGUGAGAAAGCCUUUGAAGAGCCCCCCGCCCCCACAGGGACGCUCUUGGCUCCCGUGAGGAAGAGGCUGUGGGGCCUAGGCCCCUCUGCCUGGGCAGCAGACGGCUGGGCUGCAGCUAUGGACCGUGAGCUGGCCCAGCCCGUGUCCUUGCUGAGCCUGCCCGUCUGCAGCUGCUCCCACAUGGGCUCCUCAGUGUACAUCACAGUGGAGCUGGCCAUUGCUGUGCUGGCUGUCCUGGGCAACGUCCUGGUAUGCUGGGCUGUGUGGAUCAACAGCAACCUGCAGAAUGUCACCAACUACUUUGUGGUAUCGCUGGCGGCAGCUGACAUCGCAGUGGGUGUGCUCGCCAUCCCCUUUGCCAUCACCAUCAGCACUGGGUUCUGCGCUGCUUGCCACGGCUGCCUCUUCUUCGCCUGCUUUGUCCUGGUUCUCACCCAGAGCUCUAUCUUCAGCCUUCUGGCCAUUGCCAUUGACCGCUACAUCGCCAUUCGCAUCCCACUUCGGUACAAUGGCUUGGUGACUGGCACGAGGGCCAAGGGCAUCAUUGCAAUCUGCUGGGUGCUGUCAUUUGCAAUCGGUCUGACACCCAUGCUGGGUUGGAACAACUGCGGUCAACCAAAGGAAGGCAGGAAUCACUCUCAGGACUGCGGCGAGGGUCAGGUGACCUGUCUCUUUGAGGACGUGGUGCCCAUGAACUACAUGGUAUACUACAACUUCUUUGCUUUUGUGCUGGUGCCCCUGCUGCUCAUGCUGGGCAUCUACUUGCGAAUCUUCCUGGCGGCCCGGCGACAGCUGAAGCAGAUGGAGAGCCAGCCCCUGCCAGGGGAGAGGACUCGGUCCACACUACAGAAGGAAGUCCACGCUGCCAAGUCACUGGCCAUCAUUGUGGGUCUCUUCGCCCUCUGCUGGCUGCCCCUGCACAUAAUCAACUGCUUCACCUUCUUCUGCCCCAAAUGCAGCCAUGCUCCUCUCUGGCUCAUGUACCUGGCCAUUGUCCUCUCCCACAGCAAUUCUGUUGUUAAUCCUUUCAUCUAUGCCUACCGCAUCCGCGAGUUCCGCCAGACCUUCCGCAAGAUCAUUCGCAGCCAUGUUCUGAGACAGCGGGAACCCUUCAAGGCAGGGGGCACCAGCGCCCGAGCCUUGGCAGCUCAUAGCACCGAGGGAGAGCAGGUUAGCCUUCGCCUCAAUGGCCACCCCCCAGGGGUGUGGACAAAUGGCAGUGCCCCCCAUCCUGAGCGGCGACCCAAUGGUUAUGCCUUGGGGCUGGUGAGUGGAGGGAAUGCCGAAGGGUUCCACAGGGAUGCCAGCCUCGCAGAUGUGGAGCUCCUCAGCCAUGAGCACAAGGGAGCAUGCCCAGAGUCCCCUGGCCUAGAGGACCCCUUGGCCCAAGGUGGAGCAGGAGUAUCCUGAGGGUGCAUAGAGUUUGCCCCUUCCUGAGAGAAGGAAAUCUUAAUCUUUCUGGUUGGCUGGACCAGUCACAUUGGGAGAAGAGAAGAACAAGUGUGCUGGGAGACCCAUUAGGCGUCUGAUUCCCACUUUGGACUGAGAGGAAGGAGCCCCAAGCUGGAGCAGCAUGAGGCCCAGCAAAAAGGGCUUAGGGUUCAAGGAAGCAGACGUUUCAUGCUGUCGGGCCCUGCACUCGGCCAGGGCCACAGCAGCAGCAGCAUCUUGGCUGGGCAGGGCCCAGUCCCCCCUCCAGAAGUAUCUAAAAGCCCCACCUUAUCUGCAGAGAAGCUGUGAUCUGAGGCUGGGGAGUGCCUGCAACAGACCACCUGCCAUACACACCAUCCUUGGCAGACUUGCUAGGGCUCAGGGAGCUGCUGGACUGGAGGUGGCACUUGACUCCCCCCAUGCCCCAGGAGAAGAUCUAAGUGGGAGGAAAUCCUUUCUAUUUUAUUAUCAUCCCCUCCCUGGCUUCUGGGCCUGUUGUCCAUCCUGCUGCUAACCUGGCACCAGGAGUUUGCCCAGGGAGUCUCAGGCGGCCCUCUCCUGCUGCCACAAACUGCCAUGCACUUAGUCCCAGGCCCAACUCUUAGGGUGACGAAGCUGGGCUGGAGGACAGAAAGUUGUAAUGGGAACAGUGCCAGGGUGUGGGUUCAGAUCCCAAGGGAGAAGUCAGGACUGGCAGGCCAAGGACCUGUGCCUGGGCAGCUCAGAGCUGCCCAAUUAGAGGCCCUGUCUAACUGCCUUUACUUCUAAAGGGAAUGUUUUUUUUUUUUUCUUUUCUGAGAUAAAAUAAAAAUGAGCCACAUUGUGUUUUAAGCUUGUCCAGUGAAAAUGGUGUCUGAGUUCCUUUCCCUACUCCAUAGCCAGGCCUGGUGAACAUAUACGGGUGUGUUUGAUUAUGUGUGAGAGAGUGUGUGCUUAUGUGCAGACAGACAGAAGAUACACUGCCUGCCCUCCGGGCCUCCCCAGGCUCCCGUCCUCCCCAGCGACAGACUGCCUGAUUGCACCAGAAUCUAAAUGUCCACAGGGGCUCCCAGAACUGCAUUCCUGUAAGAGGCCCCCUCAUUCCCUGCAGACACCGUAGGAGGAGGGGCUCUUUGCCUAACUGCUUCUUUCCUAGGGUCACUGACCCCUCCAGCCCUAGGCAUUCGUGGUAUUAUCUUUUCAGAGCUAUGUCCCCCACCCCCAACCCCUGCUCCAUUCCUCAGCUGAGAGGCCACAGAGUAUUUGGAAACAGAUGGGGCUAGGGCUACACUGCCUUCUCCUAAGACCCCUCUCCUUCCUCCCAACAAGGAAACCCUAAGGUCUUGCUUUGAGCCUGGGCUCUGGGGCUCCCUGCCUGAAGGGGUGGUGCUGUCCUCCUGGCUUGAUCAAGUCUGCCUGUGGUUGGCAGGGAGAUGUGAUUGUUCCCUGAAGGGCUCUGAGAGCUAGUUUGGUCUCACUGAGGCUGGGACUCAGGAAAGGAGUGUUAGAACUUGACAAGUGAUAUUAGGAGCCCCAUUUUGUAGAUGAUUAACAAUCUCAGAGAGGUCAAGUUCUUGCUCCAG